Molecule: messenger RNA, 8308 nt
Organism: Megachile rotundata (alfalfa leafcutting bee)
Lineage: Eukaryota; Metazoa; Arthropoda; Insecta; Hymenoptera; Megachilidae
Molecular function (GO): calcium ion binding
Source: RefSeq, a predicted model, not a curated record
AGCAGACUGUCCAUAUGCUGCCAUUGAAGAGGAUGGAAAAAAAGGUGCUUCAGAUUCGAAGACGAUGCAAUCGUUCCUGUUUCGAUUCAUCGUGCUAAUUCCGGAUCGCGAUCGAUAAAAAGCGGAAACGUUUCGGUUCAUUCCGGAGUCGACGAAGGGCGACACGAAUCGCCCCCCUGCGGGUGGUACGGAAAUUCGCGAGACCAACAAGGCGCCUACUGUCCCUGGAACAUCUACAAAAAAAGGAUCUUUGUGCUGACAUCAAGCGGGGAACACAUGCCACGGAAGAAGUCACGAGUUCUAUGAUGAACAUGCUCUCGAUGAAACUCUUGGAGGGGAUUUCCUUUCGAAAAAACAUACAAACAUGAUGAGUGCUACGAGAUGCGCGCGCAGACCGAAGAGAGGCAGAAAAUACAGGAGGAAUAAGGAGAUGACUGUAAGAUGAAGGAGGACAAUUCGAGAAAUGAGAUGCACAUAGAAAGGUGCAGAAGAGAAAAUCGAGAUAAGUAUUGGAUUUUAUCGGGAAAGAUGAUUCGAUUCCACGAUCCACGCACGAUUUUCUUCUUGCUUCUGGCAGUUCAGUUGGAACAGUUCUUCCAUAGCAGAGGGAUAAUGUUGACCGAGGCCAGAAUGGAAGCACGGUUUGAGAAAUGUUGCGGUCUCGGUACUGCGUGGGCUUUGGAAGGGCUUGGCUGUGAAAAAUUCUCAGGACCGGUGCCUGGGGUGCCAACAGUGGAACAAGGUCUUUGUUUGGAAGCUGUAGACAUUUGUUGCGUGAGGGCGUAUCACGAUCAACAAUGCAAGAAAGGGAAAUCCGAUGCACGAGCUGGUUUAGCAUGUGUUACCAGUACCAAAGCAAAACGUACUGGACCCGGUGAUUACCAUCGCGAUUGUUGUGAAGCCUGUAAAUUAGGUAUCUUAACUGGAUCUAUGGGCCAAGGAUGUUCCUUCAAAAGCUUCAGCUUUGGAAACCCAUGGGACCCUGCUUUUCUGGAGUGUUGUUACGAAGCAUCGCCAAGUACCACAUCAUUAACUUCAGAAUCAACUUCUCCAACUGAUACUACUGAAACUGAAUCAAGUUCAUCCUCAUCAACAUCUUCAAUGUCAUCAUCUUCGGUGUCUUCACCUUCUACAGAGACAAGCUCAGACUCAAGCUCAGACUCAACAUCUUUUUCUCCAUCUAUACCUACCCCUCCAUUGGACGACAUCUGUCAGCUUAUGAAAGGUCUACUGUGUUCUGAUAUUUGUGUUCCCACACCUGGAUCUUAUUACUGCAAAUGUCGCGAGGGCUUUACUUUACUGGAAGAUGGUAAAACUUGUAGACAGGACCUUCCAACUGAUAGGUGUAAAUCAACAAAUCCAUGUGAACAGCGUUGCACAGACAAUGGGGUAGCUGUAAUAUGCAGCUGCAAUCCCGGAUACAUUUUAGCGAAUGAUAAACGAUCUUGCAUUCCAAAGUCGUCGGAAAACAAGACGACUGUACCAACAGAAGAAGAUGAAUUCGCAGCUCUUUGUCCAGCUGGUUACCGUUAUAACGCUACGAAUCAAGUUUGCGACGACGUGAACGAGUGCAUAGAGAAAGGAGUUUGUCCUGGUCGGUGCGAGAACACCAUAGGAUCUUAUACGUGUACUACAAAGAAUAUUCCCAAAAGUCCACCGUAUGAGGAUUGUCCUCCUGGAUAUGAGUGGGAAUCUACUACUGAUCUCUGCACAGACAUUGAUGAAUGUCUAAUGUUGCCAAAACCCUGUCCUAAAGAGAAAAAUUUUUGUGUCAACACACAAGGUAGUUUCAGCUGCUUGGAAAUGAAAGGAAUAAAAUCUUGUCCUGCUGGAUUUAAAUUUGAUAAGUUAUCGCAACAAUGCAAAGAUGUAGAUGAAUGUGCGGAAGCAAUUCACAGUUGCAUUGAAGGUACAGAGGAAUGUCGAAACACCGAAGGUGCUUACGAGUGCGAUAUAAAAUGUGAGAAAGGGUUUAUCUAUAAUGUAAAUUUAGGUACCUGCGUCGACAUAAAUGAAUGCCUUGAAAUGAGUAAUCCUUGUGUUGGAUUAAAUACUACAUGUAUAAAUACAAUAGGUAGUUAUGAAUGCACACCAAACAAUUUUGCAUCUCAGUUUCCUGUCAGCAAAGACACGAAGCCAUUGGUUUGCUCUGCGGGAUACAAACCAGCGAAUGAUAUUAAAGAGGCAUGCAUUGACGUGGAUGAAUGUAAAGAACGAUUACAUUCGUGUGAAGCAAACGAACAAUGUAUCAAUGAAAUUGGUAGCUAUAGAUGUGAAUUAUUAGAUGGCAAAGAUUCGAACGAAAAAGACGAAGAUAACUAUUCGUACAGAGGAUACAAAGUACAAAGUGCAAUUCCUUCAGCGAGUAAUCAAACAGCGAUUUGCGAUACAGGUUUUAUUUUUGACGUACGAAGUUCACGUUGCGUUGAUGUCGAUGAAUGCAGCAAUGAUUUAUCAAACUGUGGAAUUGGGGAGCAGUGCAUAAACUUCGAGGGUGGCUACAGAUGUUCCCCUGCAUGUCCAUCUGGUUUCCAACCACGUAACAAUGCUGAUUAUGGGGUCAAUGGAGUUGAAGAAAUUUGUGAAGACAUAGAUGAGUGUGCGCUUGGAUUGCAUUCUUGCAAUGGAUCCAUUCAGUAUUGUGUUAACACCAAUGGUUCUUACUCUUGUGAAUCGUUUGCAAGAACGACAAGCACAACUCCUAGACAGCAAAAAAGUACAAGAAAUAACAAAAUACAGAGCAUCGAUCGUUAUCAAUUUUUGGAGCCUUGCAAUCGCGGAUACAAGAGAGACUUUAAGAGCGGAGAGUGCGUGGACAUCGACGAAUGCACGGAAGGACCAGGUUGCAGAGAUCACGAACAGUGUCACAAUAUCCUAGGAGGUUAUGACUGUUCGCCCCUCUGCACUACCGGCUGGUAUUUUAGCCCAGCCAUAAAAGGUUGCCAAGACGUUGAUGAAUGUCUGUUAGGAAGACACGAUUGUCCACAAACUACUCACAGAUGCGUGAACACAAACGGCUCUUUCUUCUGCGAGUUAAUACCGCCUUGUAAUGACGGUUUCAAACACGCAUUCGACGGCAGCUGCGUCGAUAUCGACGAAUGCUCGGAGAAUUUACACACCUGCCGAUUGGACUUACAUCAGUAUUGUGUCAAUAGAAAUGGUAGUUUCGAGUGUGUAACCAGAUUGCCUUCCUGCCAAUCUGGGUACGAGUAUUCUUUGGCUUUGGCACGGUGCGAAGAUAUCGAUGAAUGUGCCACGGGUCAAUACAAAUGUGACUCUAGGUUGUACGAAAGAUGCGUUAAUCUACCUGGCUCUUAUAGGUGCGAAAGAUCUACACCAUCUAUACGUCAACGUCAGAAACCAGCUUGCCCUUCGGGUUACAGAUACCAUCCUCGUUUAAGAAAAUGCACAGACGUCGACGAAUGUGCAGAAGGAUUGGAUAGCUGCGAAGGUGAAAUUUGUUACAACCAACCAGGUGGUUAUAGUUGUGCCAAAGCUCCAAGACCACUUCCUAGAAGAACUACCACGACGCCUGUACCAGCAUCUUCAAAUCAGAAAUGCGUUCCUGGUACCAAGUUUGUCAGGAACCGUGGUUGCGUUGACGUUGACGAAUGUCGUGAAAUAGAAGAUGCAUGUAGCAGUAAUGAAGAGUGUGUUAAUACAGUAGGAAGCUACACAUGCAAUUGCAAAAUUGGUUUCAGACGCGAAAAUUUAACUCAAGCUUGCGUGGACAUUAACGAAUGCCAAACACAGGAAGACAGUUGUUUAGCAUCACAGAGGUGUGACAAUACCAUAGGUAGUUACACCUGUACGCGUUUUUUGCCAUGUGGUACAGGAUACACUUUAAACGCCGCCACAGAAAUCUGUGAAGAUGAUGAUGAGUGCCUUCUGGGUACACACGAUUGCGGUGAAGGUUAUCAUUGCAGGAACACUCUUGGGUCAUAUCGAUGCGAUCGUAAUCCACGUAUGCCAGUUCCUCAGUCUCGAAUCAGCGCUGCAACUCUGGCCAUGACAACCACCACUACAACUACACCCACAUCGGUCAUUCCUUCGUUCGAGCCUCAAGGUCCGCGCAAUUGUCCACCUGGAUUCCAACUUGCUUCUGGAGGAAAAUGCGUGGAUAUAGAUGAAUGCGAAAUAAAUCCUAAUCCUUGUAGUAGAACACAACGUUGUAUCAACACUCUUGGAUCUUACAAGUGCACAUCAAGAGUACUAUGUAGUAAUGGAUAUAUGUUGGAUCCAGUAACGGGACAAUAUUGUGUUGACAUAGACGAAUGUUCAACCGGUUCUCACAAAUGCACAGCGGAUCAAACUUGCGAAAACAGAAUAGGUGGUUAUGUUUGUACGUGUCCUCCUGGAUUUGUUGUUGGACCAAACAAGGAUUGCAUUGAUAUCGAUGAAUGUAGCCUCUAUGGAAAUGUAUGUGGACCAAAAAGCAAAUGCGAGAACACUGCUGGUUCUUAUCGCUGCAAUUGUGACAGUGGUUUUGAAAGUGUUGGAGGUUUCGGUGGUAGUUGCCAGGACAUCAACGAGUGCGAGCGAAAUCCUGGUCUCUGCCAGCAUACGUGUUUCAAUGUAUGGGGCAGCUACAGAUGCAGUUGCAAACCUGGAUUCAGGUUGAAUCCUGAUAACCGUUCGUGCACAGAUAUCGAUGAGUGCGCAGAAUUUAAAAGUAACAAUUUAUGCGUGGGAAUCUGCGAAAAUACGCCGGGAAGUUAUGCCUGUAAAUGUCCAGAAGGUUACAAGCUUGGGUUGAGCGGUCGUACUUGCGAAGAUAUCGAUGAAUGCAAAGGAGGACAAGUUUGCAGAGGCGCGAACGAGAUCUGUCAUAACACGAGAGGUAGUUAUCGUUGCAACAGAAUAAACUGUCCUUCGGGUUAUCAUCAGGAUCAUGAAAGAAAGAACCGAUGCGUGCGAUCCUGGCCCUGUCAUUUUGCUGACGCAGCCUGCAUCAAGUCACCGUCUCAUUAUUCCUACAAUUUUAUCACUCUUGUCAGCAUGUUACCUAUUGCGCCAAAUAAACCGGAAGAGUUAUUCAAAAUGAAGGGAUACCAUUUACCAACGUCAACGAUACAAUUCAGUAUGACGUUCUUGGAAGCACGUGCACCACCGGGGGUACAACGUGCUACAGAAUCGUGCUUCGCUCUGAAGAGGCCAGCACCGACCCAGGCUGUUUUGGUAAUGACACGAAGCAUACAAGGUCCUCAGGAAAUUGAACUCGAUCUCAAUAUGGAGGUUUAUCAUAACGCCAUCUUUGCUGGAAGUGCUGUAGCAAAAAUUUUAAUUUUUGUUUCUCAGUAUGAAUUUUAAAAUUUUAAGAGAAUAUUUGUAGGUGGAUUGAAAUCUCAUCUCUAUCCUUAUAAACAUGAAAUGGAUUGCCAGAAAAAAGGAAAAUUAUAAAAUUAUGUAAUUACUUUUUAGUAGCCCUCUUCAGCUGUCCAAAAUUAAUUUUAUUACUUUAACUAAGAUUUUGGACGUAGGAUAAAAUAUUUCAGUCCAUCUUUAGUAUUAACAGUUUCAAAGGAAGAAUUUGUUUUCUGUUAUUAAUUGAAAAAAUGUUUAAAUCAUGUAUGCUUAAAUUAACUUUUAAUUUUGCGGUAUUAAGAUUCUUAAUAUUCUAUGAUACGUAACUAUUUUCUUUCUAAUUAAGUUCUUUUUUAAGAAGACAUAUUCCAGACAUUACAAAAUUAUACAUUGUACAAGUUUCUUCUUACAAUUUUACAUAUACAUAUUUAUCAAGUAAAUGCAUAGCUGUCUUUAAUGUACAAAGAAGUAUACUCAGGAUUGUAAUGUUACUCAAAUUCAAAUUUUAAUUGUAAGUUGUUUACAAAGAUUCAUAAAAGUUAGGAGUAGUUGUAUAAAAAAAAAUAAGAAAGAAACGAAUGGAGCAAUAAUUCUAUUCUGUAUUUUCGGUAAAUAAGUGGAUUUAUAUGUACAUAGGAUAUAUUCGAGUGUAUACACAUGAAAAAAAAAUGAAAUAAAAUCACAUCAAUCGUUUUAAAUUAACUUAUCAACUUUCACCAGAUAAUAUUUUAUAAACGCGUAUUUUAUCAAAACCACAGGUUUAUAAAACGCUUCAAUAACGAAGCGUUAAUUUCCAUCAUAUCUAAUUACAGGUCUACUGACUAACCACCGUAUUUCAUAUACAUGUACUGUAAAUUUUAGAAAGAAGUUACCAUAUUGCAUACCAGUAAUAAGCAAUCGACUUGUUAAAGUGCAUUUUAUUCUAAUAACGCUUACUUUAUACUGUUGCAUACGGUAUAUCCUUAAUAUUUUGUACACGUACAUAAAAUAAGAGCAUACACGUGCACGUACAGUCUCUUACAACUUAGGUUUCCCUUAAUUAAGAGGAAGUAUAGUGUUAAAAGGAACCGGAAUUACCCUAUUUGGAUCUCUCUAAGAUUUCUACAUUGUCUUCUCUGAAUUUCUCUCUGUAGUAUCUUUAGGAUUUUACUUGGAUUUCCUUUCAAUCUCCUUAGCUCUCCUAACACUGAAGUCUCUUAAUCAAGAAAAGCCUAGAUUGCGUCUAAGUGUACAUCUUUUCCUUGAAUAUCUAAAUAUUUGAUUUCCUCCGCUUGAAAUGCGUAACUUAAUAAAUUUGAGAUCCUUAUCAUCAUAUCUGACGAUAUAAAACAUUAAUAAAAAAAAAAUAAAAUAUUACUAAGUAGAAUAUAAUUCGUGUCGAUCAAAAUUGACGAACACUUUUCUUUUUUUUAUACGUAUAUAGGAAAACAUAUUUUGCUAUACAUAGUGUUAUGAUCAUUGUACAAAAUAUAGAGAAUAAUAUCCAUAAUGAGAAUAUAAAAAUAACUCAUAAUGAUGCUUAUAAAUUAUAUACGUUGUAUUGUUGAAGAAAUAUGAAACUGAUACAUAAAGCUACGAUUAUUUAAAUUUUUAUAAUAGUUGCACUCCUAGCAACACAUGUAAAAGGAAGUUAUUAACAUUGCAUAUGAGAUCCUUUAGCAAUAAUAGAUGCUUUCCAUCUUCUAUAUUUACUGUAACAAUACUUCAACACACAACUUAUUAAUUUGUACCAAAACAAUAAGUGUAACAAAGUUUUCGAACAAUUACAUAUAUUCCACAGCCUGAUUCUCGCUUCGUUUAUAUGAGAUCAAUUGAUGUUACUGUGUUCUAUAAAUGCAUAACUGUUUUAUAAAUUAACAAAUUCAAUAAUGAAUAUUUGUAUAAAUAUUUUUGAACGCAAGUAUCGGUGAAAUUAUUUGAUUCCCAGGAAAGCAUCCAACGGCACACUUUAAAUUACACUUUGCCAAUAACAAUAUUAAUAAAUGUAUUCGCAAUACAAAUGAUAAUAGUAACGUCAUAACUAUCAUUAUUAAUAAUAAAUAGCAUAUCUAUUAUAACAGCCAAAAUACAGCAACAAAGCGCUACUGCGGCGUUGGUCGAUGACAAUAUCUUCUUCGUUCUUAUCCUAUCGAAACGUUAUUAAAGGAUCUAGAAAGAAGACUAGGAUUACUAAGGAUCCUUGGAUCUCUUAGUUAAGCACGUGCGAAUGAUUUUAAGAAUAACAAUUUGAUAAAUAAAAUCGGUUUAAACCAAUAACAAAACUAAAACUCUACGCAUAAUUCUCGUUUAGAACUAAGUUUUUGUUAUAAAUCAAAAUCACUAUUCCAAUAUUUAAUACAUGUAAGAUACACAUAGUUUAACAAUUCAAGUAUAAACUUGAAAACAUACACUGGUCCCUCGGAUCUAGGGUUACUGUAUUUUAGGUCACGUGCAACUUAGACUUUCCUUAGUUAAAGAGAAGUGUACUUGACUCUUUCUAGAUUCUUCAAAAACCAAAGGCAGGUGAGAGGCUUUUUCUCAAAUUUACUUGCACGAACUCUACACAAUUUUCAAUCAUGUAACAAGAAACCAACAAGAUCCAGUAACAGGGACCAGUAUAUCAGAAUAUGUGUAUAUUUCUUACAAUCUAAUUCGCAUUUGCUUAAAUUUUAGUGUAUCACCACAGAGGCGUCAAAUGAGCGUCGAAUUUCAAAUAAUUAAAUAUCGAACUGUAUCAAAACCAUGAGAAAACGGCACGGUACAAACAUGAAUUUUAUUCAAUGUACGCUGUUCAUUUACACAAAAUACAGUCUAUCAUUUCAUUUGUUUGGACCUCAUAAAAGAUAAAGAAAUUAUGAUAACUGAAAAUGUAUAAAAUACAUUAAUAGAAGGUGCAAAAUAUGUAAAAUUUGCAUAAGUACUACUUUUCAGCACCUUCUUAGAACAAAAUAUAGUUAUAAUUUAUAAUUGUAUACAAACUAUAUGUAUAUAAAAUUUUCCUAUUCAAAUAUUUCAGGGCAAUUUA